Salpingoeca rosetta is the source of this 2514-nucleotide messenger RNA. RefSeq lists its product as uncharacterized. The record is from RefSeq and is a predicted model, not a curated record. Lineage: Eukaryota; Choanoflagellata; Craspedida; Salpingoecidae. The transcript has 5 exons. Bases 70 to 2514 code for a protein of 814 amino acids.
GCAGGAAUCAUCCACAACCGCCACAUCACAACAACAACCAACCAACACCCUUCUUGGCGCGAGCGAGACAUGUCCUCGGCACACACGCGCUUGUCGUUCCGACAGUCCAUUGAAGCGUUCCUGUGUGCAGGCAUUGAAGACGCGGGUAGCAAUGGCCAUACACGCUCAUCUCUGGACAGUGACAGCUGCGACGAGAUUGCCCUUGCUGCACGUGCUCUGUCGACAGUGCAGCAGCUGAGUGAAGGCAAGCUGCACAUUCCUACUGCAGGCAGCAUCACUGCCGCCCUUUUUGAUGUCAUUGAGGACGAAGACAAGAGUACACACGAGCAGCUACACGACCAAGAACAACAACAGCAGCAGAAGCAACAGAAUGAAAGGGAGCAAGAACAGGAGCACGUGUCGAUUCCGUCCGCUCCGCGGCAUCCCGUGUCGACAAGCGCCCCCUACGCAUCCACACAAGACCAACAUUGGAUAACAACAGCCAUCACAUCAACAUCAGAAGCAGCAAGUACAACAAGCACAUCCCCGUCGUCAGCUGAGGUCCCGUCGUUGAACCUUGCUGAGUUGUCGGGCUUCAGCGCCUCGCAACUGCAGGAAGUGAGCGGUCGACACGUGCCCGGGUCCUUUGAGGUCGGUGGCAAGUUCUAUGUCAUCAAAGGAACACUCACAAGCCAUGAAGAGCUGUCUGCAUAUCGACAGUCCAAGUCGGCCAUGACAGCAACGACGUCGACAAUAACUUCCCCCGCCCUCGCCGCUGCCACCACCACAACGAACGGCAGCAGCACCAGCACCAGCACCAGCACCAGCGUCAAGAGCGAGGUGGAUGUGUCGUUUGUCGCAUCUGCCAGCCCGUCGCACAGCACAGAGACGAAAGGCCCUGUCAACAACACUGAUCUCCAAGAUCCACGUCUUGCCAUCCUGCGUCGGGCUGGACGACCCGUUCCCGGCCGGGCGAACACCACGCGCAGCAGUGCCACCUCGACCUCCACCUCUGCGCCACCACCAUCGGCGGGAACGGGGACGAAAAAGCGGCGUUCAUCGUCGAAAACAGCGCCGGUUCCACGCGAACUUCGUGGGCUCCAGUUUGAGAAUCCUGGGCGCCGCAGUGCAUGCCCAGCCGUGGAUGACGAGUGGGUGUGCCGGUGCACGACUGUGAACCGAGGCGACAUCAUCUGCAGCGCGUGCAAUUCCCCGCGGCCGCGCACCACCCGUCGCUCCCGCACACCGUCAACAUCAGCAUCAUCGUCCUCAUCGUCAUCGGCCGCAGCAACCGAGCCCGCCGCGCGCAAGCCUGGCGCAGACGGUUCAAGCGACAGCCAGGGCAAGCCAUCAACACAGCGCAGUAAGCAAGCCAUGACAACCGCAACACCAACCGCUGCGCCAACAACCACCACCAGUUGCAGCAGUGCGAACGAUGAGAGCGGUCCGGCACGUGGGACGAGAGCGGUGAAGACGGAACCGACGGCUUCAGCCAGCAAGGCGGCCGCCACGGCCACCAGCGCGACCACCACAACCAGCAACGCGAACAAGGGCGAUGCCAAGUAUGCAAACCAAGUGGCGUGCAUCUCGUGUCGACGGGUGUUUACGCACCUGCAGCGGCACCUGAGCCGCUCGUCCAAGUGCCAGCUGGCGCUGCGGCGGCGCGAUGCAGCCGUGGUCCGCCACCGCCAGAACGCCGGCCGCCACAACACCAACCUCACGUCGUGCGUGCUGUGCGGGGAGGCGUUUGCCAGCACCGGGGACCUGCAGGUGCACCUGAAGGGCCCGGACCACCUGCGGCGGGCGGCGGGCGUGCUCACGGCGGGUGUGGACGGAUCCGAUCUGUUUGGGGCGCCGGCACCGCGACCGCUCGGAGACACGGAGCCCGAGGCAUUCAACACAGCCAUCGACUUUGGUCGCAGCGCAUCCAAGCUGUGGUUUGAGUUUACGCGCGGGCUGCACGUCUCUGGCGGUGCUGAUGAAGCAGACGACGAAGCAGUUACGCAUGCACGGACAAGCACAGCUGCAGUGGCGCAUGACGCAUCUGAAGAUCCCGCAUUGCAUACACAGCAACCGCUACAGCAGCACCAUCCCGGGUCCCACACCGCCGCUGCCGCCACCGACAACCAUCUUAGCAAGCGGCGCAAAGUGGCCGGCAACGAGGAAGCAACGUCGCCACCGUCACCGCCAGUGGCACCAGCGGACGCCUCUGUGUCAACCACCACUGCGCCGCUGCAGCAACAGCAGCAAGAGGAGCUAUACGGGGUGGCUGCACCGUGCGCGGGCGCCGGUGUAAACCAAAAGAUUUCGUUCCUGUGCCGCGUGCUCACAGCCGCGUUUGCCCCCACUGCCGGCGAUGGGGGUGACGAUGGGGAUGCGCACCACCAUCACGGCAACGUGGAGGAUGUGAUACACUUGCUGCAGCGUGAGGACACGCAGGCUGCGCAACAGUCUGCUGACUUGCAGGUCUUGCGACAGCGCGUCCAGCAACGCCAGCUGGCCCUUGUCCAGACCUUGGCCAGCCUCAACGCAUGA